UGGUUGCUAUAGGAACGAGCAGUGUUAGUGAGCGGCCUGGAUUGGAGCCGGUACCGGCGGGAUGGACUCAGACCCGGGACCGGAGAGCCCCGCCCUGGCCGCCGCCCUGCAGCCACUCACCGACAUAGAGAAGCAGCUAAGAUAUGACAAUUCAGAAUUUUGCGAGGAGGUUUCAAAGCACCUUGGGUCAUUUGCUGAUGCUGUCAAAGAACUGGAAAAUGUUAGGAGGACGACACGUGAGCUCCUGGAAAUGGAGACAAUUGAAACAAGCAAACUACGAUAUCAGAUUCUGCAUCUCCCAGGAAUCAUCGCACAGGAGAUAGAAGCUGCCGUUUCCAGUGCUCGUACAUCUAAUGAGUCUGAAUUGAUGCAGUUACAAAAUGAACUGCAAGACAUAACACUGCAAAUAGAAAACACUGCAAAAAGACAAAUGGACCUGGAGGAAAUUAACUCGUGUCUCAGUUGCCGUGAAAAGACGUUGUCAGAUGAUUACCAGCAAGCUGUUGAUUUACUGAACCAGCAGAUGGCAGAGAAAGCUAGUAAGAGCAUCUAUCUCAAUGAGACCCACAACAAGCGGAAGAAAGCCCAAGAAGCAGUCGUAGAAUUUAAAACCAAAAUAGAAGACCUCGCUGAAGACAUGAUCAAAGAAAGACAGCGAUUUGCUGAAGAGAAGAGUAAUCUGACUAAUGAGAUCACGGAAACCAGGAGUCAAACAGAAGCACAGGAGGCGCAAAACAUUGAGCAAAAGAAACGCUUAAGUCAAACAAAAUCUGCAUUUUAUGGUGUUGAACAAAAGCUGAAAAUGGAAAGAGAGGAUCUAAAUUCUGUGAAGGGCGAUAUUUUACUUUUUCAAGCCUCCCACGCACGUUUGGCUAAUAAACUGGAAGUUCAAAGGAUUUUGUUUGCUGAGCUCUCUGACAAAAAGGAUGCCCUUGAAAACCAGAUGAAAAAAAUGAAACAUGAUUUUAGCAGAGAUAGCAAUAUCUUAAAUGAAAAGAUAUCACAGUUGGAUGAAGAAAUGAACACGGCUGAAAUGCUACAUCAAACUCUGACAGAUAAAAACCAGGAGCUAUGGAAAGAAUACCAAGCCAUAAAGGAAAGUGAAGAGAAGGAGCUGGCAAAGAAAAAGGAUACAGUGAAACAACUUGAAACUUCAAGAAUGGGUGUCAACGAAAAUAUGGAAAUGUAUGGAAAACUGAAAACUGAAUUAAAAGAGAUGGAACUUGAAUCCACUAAACUGGCAGAAGUUAGUAGAAUCAGUAUAGAACAGCUGGCUCGCCAGGUAGACGAAUUCAAGGAAACUCUCGAAAUUGAAAAACAAAAAAGAAUGGCAAAUCAGAUAAAAAAAGAUCAAGUUUUAAAGGAGCUAGAGCUUUGGAAACUGGCUGAAGAAAACUUUAUCAGUGAAAUGAAGAAAAGGAUGGAAAACGGGCAAAAACUGCAGCUUUCAUUAUUAGAUGAGGGCAACAUCCUGCAAAGGGAAAUAGAGAAUUUUGAUGAACAGAUUUUCAUAUUGAAAGAAGAGGGUGUGAAAAUGAAUGAAAACUUCUCAAAUAUGGAGCAAAGUCUCGCUAAAGAGAUCGAAAUGCUUGAGGAAGAGGUCAGUUCCAUGAAUGGGCUCCUUGGAUCAAAGACUGAAGACCUUUCAGCCAAAAUUGCUGUUCUGGAUGAAGCAGAGGACCGGCAUAACAAAGAGCAGCAAAUAUAUGAAGACUUGAAAAAGAAAGCUGGAUUGCUCAAAAGCCAAAAGAGAUCACUAGAAUCUUCCAUCAACACAUAUAGCAAGGACAUAGAAACCAACUUACAGAAAAAGGAAUCCAAGAAGAAUUCCUUGAAAAAUCUUCGAAAAUUAGUGUUUGAAAAACUACAAAAUGAACUUGAAAAUAUAAGAUUGAUUGAAAAAGACAUCUAUGAAAUAAAUAGAAAAAUGGAGAUUGUGAACAUGGAAAAUUGCAGACUUAAAUUACGCAAUGCACAGUUCAAAGAAGAUAUUGAUAAAUCGGUAAAUGAAGGAAAGAAUCAUGCAGCCGCUAUUACACAAAUGGAGAGCGGGUUAGCUUCCCUACUUCAACACAUCAAAGAAGGAUGGGAAAAGGAUAACUUUGUGUGCAACGACUUUUUGGAGCGAGAUCAGUGUAUUUUGGAUGCUAUUGCAGAGCUGAUGAAAAAACUCAACCUUCGCAAAGUGAAGCUUGGACAUCUCAGCGGCAUACUUCAAAAAGAAUAUAUUGGAAUAGCUUCACUUCUCAAAAGUAAAUCAGGUAUGAGCCGAAGCUACAUUGCAUUGAACAGAAACAGAUGAAAGAUUUCUAUAUAUUUUGUUUGUUAAUUGCUUUAUUUUUCAUGGAAACAGCAAAUUUACAAC
Messenger RNA from Pelobates fuscus (common spadefoot toad), 2365 nucleotides. Its product is annotated as early endosome antigen 1-like. Bases 62 to 2302 code for a protein of 746 amino acids. Lineage: Eukaryota; Metazoa; Chordata; Amphibia; Anura; Pelobatidae. The transcript has 20 exons. The record is from RefSeq and is a predicted model, not a curated record.